Myripristis murdjan (pinecone soldierfish) is the source of this 4645-nucleotide messenger RNA. RefSeq names its product arkadia (rnf111) N-terminal like PKA signaling regulator 2n (gene ark2n). The record is from RefSeq and is a predicted model, not a curated record. Bases 291 to 1574 code for a protein of 427 amino acids. Lineage: Eukaryota; Metazoa; Chordata; Actinopteri; Holocentriformes; Holocentridae. The transcript has 3 exons.
GCUAAACGACGGCUGAGCGUAGCUUGCUGGGAAAACUAACCGGACUCGGCAAGGUGCUUGUGUACUGCGACAAGAGCUUCAGUUUUUUUCUCCAAGUUGUACAGAAGUAACAUCAAAGAGCUAUUUAUUAUUGCAUAAUUUAUGCGCCUUAAAUUAAAACGCUACAAAUUACUAAAGAUGUGAAAAGGCCGGACACUGGGAAGACAAGUAAUAAGUAAAAGCACGGUAAGGUCCUGUCCAGGCACAACGGUCCAUGUUAGUUGGACCUUUGGGCUCUGGGCUCAACUAGCAUGAAGAUGGCUGACUCAGAGAAGACAGAGGAAUUUGUGGAUGCCGAGAGCCUCCCUGAGUGCCUUUUUGAUGCAGAGUCAGCUACUGCUUCUGUCAAGGGAGAACAGGAUGAGCAUCUUAAAACAGAGACCACCACCACUACCAGCUCGCCACCGAGGGAAAGGGAGCCAGAUAGCCCCUUGCAGACAGAGGGUGAGCCGGGCCUCCUCUCUAUGCCGUGCCUGAUGAAGGAGCUCCGCCGCGACUCCCCAGAGUCCCAGCAUGCCUCUGCAGGGACUGACAAGCCUGUCUCUCGUAAUGUCUAUGAGAGCGACUCCUCAAACCCGUGCAUGCUCUCCCCUUCCUCCAGCGGCCACCUGGCUGACUCAGACACUCUCUCCUCAGGGGAGGAAGGGGCAGCUCCUCGCACAGGAGAAGAGGAAGAGGUCAAUAUGGAAGCCACCACUGAUGCUGGGCAGGCAGCAGAAGGACAAACAUCUACAGCAGCAACAGGGGGGAGAAAGUCUCGGCGGUCACGUUCAGAGAGCGAGAUGCCCACUAUUGCAAUGGCAGCCAAAAAAAAUCGCAGCCAGCACUCUGCAGUGGCAACAGGUGGGCAAGAAAAGCAAGCCAAUGGUAAAAUGGCAAAAGUGAAAGGUCAUCGGAGCCAGAAACACAAGGAGCGUAUGCGUUUGCUCAGACAGAAACGGGAGGCAGCAGCACGAAAGAAGUAUAACCUGCUGCAGGACAGCAGUACGAGUGACAGCGAACUCACAUGUGAUUCCAGCACCAGCUCCUCUGAGGAUGAGGAUGACGACACCUCCGGAGGCAGCAAGACAAUCAACACAGACAUCCCAGCUGGCUUCAGACGUGCAACGGAGAGAUCCAGAGUGGGUGCCCAGAUUCAUGGGCUGCUGGACAGCGGCUCAUGGGACAGGAACAGCAUCGGCAGCGUUCUGGAGGAGGCCAUGACACGCUUUGCUGUGAUGCAGCGCCAGACUGAGGAGCGCUUCCGCAUCUGGAUGGAAAGGCUUGCACGCCUCGACUCGGAUGACGACGACUCAUCCAAACGCUCAAGUGAUGCCCUAGAAGGGCGACAGCAACCCUCUCGAGGGGUACGCCAUUCACCUCCCAGUUCCUUCUUACCAUCGUCAGAGUCUGCAGAGACCAUGGCGGCGUACAUGCUGGCUCGAGAGAGCACCAGUCUCAGCCCCGCCCCUAUAAACAACAACAACAUUCUACCUGAAGUGGUCACUCAAAACGGAAACCUAGGCGUUCCAGACCCUGGUCUCUUGAAUGUUUAGAUUUCACUUCUGUUUCACUCCUUGCAGUUUCAUACUGUCAUCUUACCAAGUGUAGACCUAGUUGAUGCAGAAAGCAUGGCUGUGGUUAUAAACAAUGUGAGGACAAUUCACUCAAACUGUCACACCAUCAGCUGCAACUGAGCUAUUCAUUUGAAAGACUUCUUGACCCUGUGCAGGACCCGAGGCCCAAUGCACCUGCUAGCACUGAAUCACUGUGAGAUCUAAUAUUCUGAAUAACUCAACUCACCUAUAUGAUUUCUUCAACCAAAUGACUUGUUUGUACAGGAAAGGACAGCUAAUAUGAAAGCUUGAGCAGCAUAUGUGACAUGGACAUGGGGCAUACUUCAAAAGAAAUUGAGUCAGGGCUUUUCUUGUAUUGCUUGUUGUAUGGCAUAUUCCAAGUGUUUUCUUGUUUACCAGCUUCUCUCUCUGUGUCUGUCUGUCUCUCUCUCUCUUUCUCUCUCGCUCUCUCACACACAUUUACACACACACACACACACACACACACACACACACACACACACACACACACACACACACACAGAGUGGCUGUCAUUCUUAUAAAAUGUGCAUUACAGCACCUGGGCAGCCAUUAUUACAGUGCUAGGUAGGGUGCUGCUGCUUCAUAGCAUGUGCCUUGUCGUACUGAAUUCAUGCUGGGAAUGAUACAUAGAGCAUCAUAGUGCUAUUUCUUUAGGAAUCAGGUUCAAGACAAAGCAUUAGCCUACUUUCCCCUGAACUAUGCCUGCACUUUGCUUGUAAUUGGUUCAGGACUUUUUAACUCUUGUGACAACCUUUAUUUUGGUGGCAUAGCUUUACUAACAUCAAAACAUUAAAAAAUGAUUUGCCUAUAAUAUAAAUGCAAUAUACUAACCCACACAGUUUCUAGCUUUGUUUUUCAGAGCAAAAACGUAGGGGCGUAAAUAGUUUACUUGUUCAAUUUUUAUUAUUUUUAUUUUUAUUAUUAUUAUUAUAACUGUUUGCCUUUUUGUUAUCUUGGCUGCCAUACUGCCGUUGUGCAGUAAUGAAUCAAACUAGUGAGGGAGAAAUGACUCCCAGGAUUUAUUUUUAGUGGACUAUGUAUAAAUCUUGGAUAUCAAAUUAGGCUCGUAGUCUUUUGUAGUGGAUUAACAAGCUUCAAUAUCAAGAGCCUCAGAACUCCACAUAAUGUUAUUGUUAUGUUUUUUGCACUGGUCUGCAGUCUGCCAGCUUGCUCUGUGUGUAUAGAAAAUGCUACCUGUUUAGCAGCUUGGUUUUAAACUGAAAACCCAAGAAUCAGACGAAGAUAAACAGCAGUAAUGGAGCUGCAUCAUGGUGCAUGGCAGAGUUUACUGAUUUGCAAAUUCAAAAAGACUGACUGAUCCAGGUGAUCAAGUGGCCUUCUCUGGUUCAGAUCCUGUGGUCUUUGAGGUGGAAAUGCUCCCCCUCAACCUUCUAUUCCAGCUACUUUUACAGACACUGAUGACUUCAGUGUCACAGACCUUAACACUCAAAACACUGUCAAACUAUCACCGACACUGGCUGUCACAGCAAUCAUUGGCCUAAUCUUACUCAAAGUUAGGGUGAAAUGCAUUCUCCUAAGUGUAUGUAUAGCCCUGUGAUUGUCAGUUCUACAAUAAUUUCAGCUGAAAGCGUCAAAUUGUUUUCCCUUCUGUUUGCAUGUGGAAAUGCCCCACCCUUGUGAUUAUGUAAAUUAGUGUCUAGGAUGUGCAAGACCAAAUUAGUCUUCAUCAGCAGCAUGUGUGCAAGGUAUAGACGGAACAUAUUCUCAUCUAGGUAGUUAUUUUCUCUUGGCCUCAUGGUUUUGUUUUAGAUUUGUUUGAAUGUUGUCAUUUUGUUUUAUGAUGCACAAUUACUUAGUUCAAAUUGAUCCUGUAGUGGUCCUCAAUGUUUCUUUGUUUUGUUUUUUAAUUGAGAUUAUCUUCAAAAUCUCUGGUAUUACAACUGCAAUGUCUACAUUGUAAACGGGAGCCUUGUUGCAUCAUCACAAACUGUGUGCAUUAAAAACACCACCAAGGACAGUCCAGUGUUUACCAAAGAGACUAUCCUAGUUUGCAUUAGUCCUUUUUCUAUCUUUAUUACCCAGGCUUUACCUUGUCAAGUGCUUGGUUUCUCUGGUAACCUUGGUAUUUUGUCCCAUUUCUAUAUUGGCUACCCAUAGUACAUGUUGUCCAGAUGAUCAUCACACAGGCAGGUGUAUGGACAGCAGUAAGUCUCACUCCCAGGGACUCCUUUUACAGGGUAGAACAGAGAUAAAUGUUCCCACUAUCCUAAAGCAGGGAGUUUUGUUGUUUUGUCUUGUUACUAUUCCACUACAUUUCAUUCACUGAAUAAGAUUACUCUUGAAGUGUUUUGUAAUGAUUGUAUUCUUGUGUAGUUUUUGUGUGAAUGGCUAUUAUUUUGAAAACAUUAAAGAGAGACAAAAUUGCUGCCACAACAUGUUUAUUAGCGCAUUGCAUGGAAACAAAAAGAAUGACUGUACACCCAGCUCCACAUAAAGGUUGUAUUUGUCGACGUUUUGGUCAGUAUAUCUUAAAUGCAGUUUGGUGUUCUGUCUGAAACAUUGAAAAAUAUAGCCUUUAUGUGGACCUGAGUGUGUGUGGUCAUUCUUUUUUUUUGUUUGUUGUUUUCAAAUAUGAUUUGCUGCGUUUCUCCCAGCAUCGCAUAUUAGUGCAUCAUAAACACAACUGCUCCUUACACAUACAUUGCUUAUCAGUGGACCUACAAAAAGUAAUGACAUCAUCAAGACAUAGCCAAGAUGCAUUAAUGCAGUGAGUUAGAUCAUUACAUUAGCUAGGCUUCAUUUAUAGUGGGAGGUUUCUGUAAUUGCUGGUAUUUUACAGCAGAACCAGCAUGACUAACAUAAACAGGCCAACCGUUUAUUAUAGAAUUGUUAUAGCCUUUUGAUCAGCAUUAUUAGUGUAAACUGUUGCAGUUGGGAAGAUGGAUACAUUUUGGUUUGCAUGAUGUACAGCUGGAGCUAGAAGGACUAUGGAUGCAGUGUCCAGUCUGCGCCACAUAGACUCGUAAUGCUCACAGGCAUGAUUUGAAUAAUGAAGUCUUUUCUUUGU